This is a messenger RNA of Amborella trichopoda, 1976 nucleotides long. RefSeq names its product CBL-interacting protein kinase 9 (gene CIPK9). The record is from RefSeq and is a predicted model, not a curated record. Gene Ontology annotation, biological process: signal transduction; protein phosphorylation. Lineage: Eukaryota; Viridiplantae; Streptophyta; Magnoliopsida; Amborellales; Amborellaceae. Gene Ontology annotation, molecular function: protein serine/threonine kinase activity; ATP binding.
AUCGUGCCGGCCUUUAUAAGGGUCAACCUGGGGGACAGGGGGGUCGCGAAACGCGUGAGCGGGCGAAACCUCGGCCAUCAAUGCCAAUUCCUCUCCCUCUUCCUCUCUGCCCCCCCUCGGCCUAGCCCAGAUAACCAGAGAGACAGAGGCAGAGGUGGCGUUGGCCGCCCUCUGUGGCUACAUAAGGCGCUGGGCCCGGUGCGGCCUGAGAGCUUGAGCGCAUAGCUCCGGCGCUUAGAGUGCGAGAGAGAGGGGGAGAGGAGCUUUGGUCUCCUGGGCUAGAAGGGUGGGUUGGGGAGGAUGAGUUUGCCUGGUACCCGAACCCGCGUGGGGAAAUAUGAGCUUGGGAGAACCCUUGGGGAGGGCAGCUUUGCGAAGGUGAAGUUCGCGAGGAAUGUAGAUACAGGGGAUUGUGUGGCCAUUAAGGUUGUUGACAAGGAACAGGUGCUCAAGCAUAAGAUGGUUGAGCAGAUAAAACGAGAAAUUUCUACCAUGAAGUUGAUCAAGCAUCCAAAUGUUGUUCAACUCUUUGAGGUCAUGGCAAGCAAAACAAAGAUAUACAUUGUGAUUGAAUUCGUUGAAGGAGGGGAACUUUUUGACAAAAUAGCAAACCAUGGGAGACUUAAGGAAGAUGAAGCAAGGAGAUACUUUCAGCAGCUUAUCAAUGCUGUGGAUUACUGCCAUAGCAGAGGGGUGUACCAUAGAGAUUUGAAACCUGAGAAUCUACUUCUUGAUUCAUUUGGGGUUCUUAAAGUUUCAGACUUUGGAUUGAGUGCAUUAUCUCAGCAAGUCCGGGAGGAUGGGUUGCUACAUACUGCAUGUGGAACCCCAAAUUAUGUUGCUCCUGAGGUGUUGAAUGAUAAAGGUUAUGAUGGCACAACAGCUGAUAUUUGGUCUUGUGGUGUUAUUCUUUUUGUGCUUAUGGCUGGAUACUUGCCAUUUGAUGAGCCGAACCUCAUGACAUUGUACAGAAAAAUAUACAAGGCAGAGUUCACAUGCCCUUCGUGGUUUUCUUCGAGUGCUAAGAACUUGAUUAAAUGUAUUCUUGACCCUAAUCCUGCAACUCGCAUAACAAUUCCUGAGAUUUUAGAGAAUGAAUGGUUUCGCAAGGACUAUAGGGCACCAGAUUUUGAGCAAGGAGAAGGAGUAACCCUUGAUGAUGUUGAUGCUGUUUUUAAUGGCUCAAAGGAAUAUCUUGUGACAGAGAAGAAAGAGAAACAACCAGAAUCUAUGAAUGCAUUUGAGCUUAUUUCCAGAUCACAGGGGUUUAAUCUCGGGAACCUGUUUGAAAAACAAAUGGGACUUGUGAAGCGAGAGACACGGUUUACAUCCCAACGCCCUGCAAAUGAGAUAGUCUCUAAGAUUGAGGAAACUGCUAAACCUCUUGGUUUCAAUGUACGCAAGCAAAAUUAUAAGAUGAAGUUGCAAGGUGACAAGACUGGAAGGAAGGGUCAUUUGUCAGUGGCGACGGAGGUAUUUGAGGUUGCUCCUUCACUUUUCAUGGUUGAGCUUCGUAAAACAGGAGGCGACACAUUGGAGUUUCACAAGUUUUACAAAAGUUUUUCGUCGGGGUUGAAAGAUAUUGUCUGGAAAUCUGAGGCCAACACAGAAGAAACAAAGGAGGAGCAGGUUAUAGGAUGACGUUGUAGCUGAAGAUGCCUUCACCAGGUGCAUGAUUGCAAUUCCAUUCUUGCGUGCUAUUUAUUUCCCUUUGCCCAUCUUUCUAUUGAUCCUAAGAAUAGGGACACCAUGCAAUGAACCCUUUUAAGAUUUAUUUGGUGGCAGAAGGCUUUGUUAAAAUCUGCUUAAAUGAGCAAGUAUAGGAUUGUCUGGGCAAGGAAAAUUUGUUAAUUUCUUACCAGAUAUAUAUCUUUUUUCGCCCCGCCUCUUUUGUUGAGCCGUUUAUAAGGCACUCUAUUUUGUGCAAAAAGGAAAUAAAUGUAUCAAUUCAUUCCAAGUUUCAUAUUCGUUUCCCG